Messenger RNA from Phaethon lepturus (White-tailed tropicbird), 2799 nucleotides. RefSeq names its product nuclear transcription factor, X-box binding-like 1 (gene NFXL1). The transcript is spliced from 21 exons. The record is from RefSeq and is a predicted model, not a curated record. Gene Ontology annotation, cellular component: nucleus. The annotation marks the transcript as partial. Lineage: Eukaryota; Metazoa; Chordata; Aves; Phaethontiformes; Phaethontidae. Gene Ontology annotation, molecular function: zinc ion binding; RNA polymerase II transcription regulatory region sequence-specific DNA binding; DNA-binding transcription factor activity, RNA polymerase II-specific. Gene Ontology annotation, biological process: regulation of DNA-templated transcription.
AAUUAUCUUCACAGAAGAAAUUUGAUGAAAUUAAGAAGGCUAAUCAGGCUGCAGCAAAAAAGCUAGUUGAAGACCAAUUUAGCUCCUCGUCUGAAGAUGAUGAUGAAGAUGCUGAAGUAAAACAAGGAAAGAUUUUGGCCAAAACAUUUACCAUUUACACCAGUCAAACUGAUGGAGAUGCAAGUGAACUGGAACGUACAAGACAGUACAUGAAUGAAGCUUUUCAGUCAGGGGCUAUGACAUGUCUGAUCUGCAUUGCUUCAGUUAAAAGGAACCAAGCUGUCUGGAGCUGUUGUGGAUGCUUUUGUAUAUUUCACCUGGUGUGUAUCCAAAAGUGGGCCAAGGACAGCCUUUUCCUUGUAUCUUCUCCUUUGACGGAUGAUGAUUUUGGGAAGAAAGAUUAUCCCUGGCCAUGUCCAAAAUGUAGAUUUGAAUACAAACGGUCUGAAACUCCCAGUAGGUAUUACUGUUACUGUGGAAAAGUGGAGAAUCCAACACUGGACCCAUGGCUGGUACCUCACUCCUGUGGUCAGAUAUGUGAGAGGGAAUUCAAACCUCCUUGUGGUCAUAAAUGUUUGCUGCUUUGUCAUCCAGGACCCUGUCCACCUUGCCCAAAGAUGGUCACAACAACCUGUCACUGUAAGAAAGCCAAACCAGUGCCUCGAAGGUGCAGUGCCAAGGAAUGGUCAUGUCGCCUGCCAUGUGGACGAAUGUUGCUGUGUGGGCAACAUACUUGUGAGAAUCCCUGUCACGCAGGAGAUUGUCAGCCUUGUCCACGAGUCAGUAAACAACGAUGCAUCUGUGGAAGACAGACAGCAGAAAGACUUUGUGCAAGUCCUCAGUGGCAGUGUGAUCAGGUGUGUGGGAAACCUUUGCCUUGUGGUAAUCACAGAUGUGAACAAAUUUGUCAUGCUGGUCCUUGUGGAGACUGUCCUCGUUCUGGGAAAAGGUCCUGUCCGUGUGAAAAAUCAAAGUUUACAUUGCCUUGUACAGAAGAUGUGCCCACUUGCGGUGAUAGUUGUGACAAAGUUCUGGAAUGUGGCAUCCAUAAAUGUUCACAACGCUGUCAUCGAGGUCCCUGUGAAAUAUGCAGACAAGAAGUUGAAAAACAGUGUCGCUGUGGAAAGCACACUAAACGCAUGCCAUGUCAUAAGCCAUACCUGUGUGAAACAAAGUGUACUAAAAUUCGUGAUUGCCAAAAGCACCAAUGUAGGAGAAAGUGCUGUUCUGGAAACUGUCCACCUUGUGAUCAAGUCUGUGGGCGAACUCUAGGCUGCAGAAAUCACAAAUGUCCUUCAGGCUGCCACAGAGGUAGUUGUAAUCCAUGUCCAGAGACUGUAGAUGUGAAAUGCAAUUGUGGAAAAACUGUCAUUAAAGUGCCCUGUGGCAGAGAGCGCACCAUCAAACCUCCCAAAUGCAAACAGCUUUGCAGUCGACCACCUACCUGUCACCACCCUACCCAGGAGAAACACUAUUGUCACUUUGGUCGGUGUCCUCCGUGUCAUCAGUCCUGCCAGAAGAUGUUAAUGUGUGGUCAUUUGUGCCCUGUUUCUUGCCACGAUGAAGCACUUGUGAAGCAAACUGGAUUACAUCAGUCUGCAGGUCCUUGGGAGCAACCAUCUGAGCCAGCUUUUAUUCAAACUGCAUUACCAUGCCCUCCCUGUGAGGUUCCUAUACCAGUGGAGUGUCUUGGGCAGCAUGAGAUUAGUCCAUUACCAUGUCACUCUGCAAAUCCCUACUCAUGUAAAAGAUUUUGUGGGCGGCUUCUUGAUUGUCAGAAUCACACCUGUAUGAAAGAAUGUCAUCACGUUACUAAAUUGGACAGUAAUGCAGAUGAAAAGAAGGCAGGUCCAGAAUGUUCGCAGUGUGAAGAGGAGUGUACCAAGCCCCGGCCAUCUGGCUGUCCUCACCGAUGCGUUUUGCCCUGUCAUCCUGGGGAUUGCCCAUCAUGUCUCCAGAUGCUUAAAAUAAAGUGUCACUGCAAAUUAUCAAUACUGUAUAUUGAAUGCUUGAAGCUAACAUGUGCUGACUUAAAAGAAAAGGAGCUUCUUAUUUCUUGCAAAAAUCAGUGUCCAAAAGAGUUGCCCUGUGGUCACCGGUGUAAAGAGAUUUGCCAUUCAGGUAGCUGUCCUCUGAACUGCAGCCAGAAGGUUAAACUCCGAUGUCUCUGUAAGAGACUGAAAAAGGAAAUACAGUGCAGCAAGAUACAAGAAGGCCAAGUUUCACUGGAGUGUGAUGCAUUAUGCAAGGAAAUGAAGCGGAAAGCAUCUGAGAUAAAAGAGGCAGAAGCCAAAGCUGCUAUUGAAGAAGAAAAACGAAGACAACAGGCUGAACUGGAAGCUUUUGAAAACAGAUUAAAAGGGAGAAGAAAGAAUAAGAGAAAAAAGGAUGAAGUAGAAGUUGAACGAUCAUCAUGGCAAAAAUACAAGAACCUCAUUAUGCUGCCAAUGCUUGGAGUUGCUGUUGUGAUGGUUGCGUGGCUCAUGGCCUACAAUGACUGAAACGACUCAAUAUCUAAUAUACCUCAGUCAGGCUUUAGGUAGCUGUUAUUCCUAGAAUGUUGGUCUGUGUGUAACAGAACUUAAUAUACAUAGAUUAUGUAUGUAUACUGUUUGCCAAGAAAACUGCAGAGGAGGGAAGAAAUGUCACCUUUUGUGUUAUUACAGUCACAGCACAAAACUGAAUUCGGACACUGAAAGUAAAAGUAGAUUUUAGUCUACAUUGAAGUGCUGAUGUAGUUCAUCUGACAGGUCUGUUAACAUCUCUUCUAUUAAUAUAUUGUGUUGCUUUUCCUUGACU